Messenger RNA from Phymastichus coffea, 2633 nucleotides. Its product is annotated as putative ankyrin repeat protein RF_0381. Gene Ontology annotation, molecular function: protein binding. NCBI's taxonomy places the organism in Eukaryota, Metazoa, Arthropoda, Insecta, Hymenoptera, Eulophidae. The transcript is spliced from 2 exons. The coding region runs from base 385 to 2352 and encodes 655 amino acids. The record is from RefSeq and is a predicted model, not a curated record.
CCGUAUAUGCAUAUAGUAUCUGUACUUGGCCAAUUUCAACUACAAUUUUACAAUGCGCGAUAUUUUUAUGGACUCUUUAUUUUGGUUAUCAAUUGAUGAAUGUGGAAAUGGAUUUUUUUUACGAUUUGAAAUCUAACGAAAGGGGUAGAGAUGGGAAAGAAAUAUGAGAGAAAGAGAGAGAGAGAGAGGCGAAUACUGCUGCGCAACUGUUUUUCGUUGCCUACAGCUGGCCUACAGGCCCACAGUGAUUAGUUGGACUACAAUCGGAGACAAAGUGAAAAUUUAUGAUAUUGUUAUGAACUGGAUUCAUUUGGUUAUUACUAUCAUUAACGCACAAGACUUACGCAUCAAUCAUCAAAUCAAUACAAGCUAGAAUUCACAAGAAUGGAAGGCGAAGAAAACGAAAUUGUGCAAAUUGCAGAUAUAGAUUCAAGUAGUGAAGAAAAUUAUGACGGCGAUUCCGACGACGAAGAUCUGCGAGAAUAUUACUUGACUGCAGUUCGACAUCACAGCAAACUUUCCAAGAAAGAAUUGAAAAGAUUAUUGAAGAGCAGCCAACCCGAGGAUCAAAAAGCAUUGAAUAAGAUUAUCACGAAUAUACUAUUACGUGACAACAGCGAAGCUUUGUAUUAUUUACUCAAAAAAGGCCACAAACUAGAUACUUUUGACGAAAGGGGAGAAACGAUUUAUCAUAGCGCAUAUUAUCAAAACUCUCUAUCAAUUUUGUCCCUGCUGUUAGAAUGGCAAUGCGACGAAUUAACGGAUGACGACUACGUCGACGGCAAUGGGUUGUCCUGCCUUCACAUCGCUUCUUUCGGCGGCACUGAAAAUUCUGUCAACAAAUAUUUAAAAUUUAGCGACAACGUUAACGCUCACUACAGAUGCAACUUCGACGAUUACAGAUAUAGAAACGAAAUUAAUCGGGAUGGUUUUACGCCACUGCAUUUCGCGGCCAUAAACUACAAAACACGCAGAAUUCUGAGGUUACUGUUGGACAACGGAGCUGACGUCAGCGCUAUGGAUUCCUCAAAUAGAACGGCUUUGCACAUAGCUUGUCGUUCUUACGAAUCACCGGAGUACGUGAAUCAUGAUUCUAUCGAUACUUACAGCAGCAUCAGUGUCAUGAAAGUUCUCGUGGAGUACAAAAGUGACGUCAAUGCAAGAGACAAUGAAGACAAUACACCGCUGUUAAGUAUCUUUCCCGAUGAUUUUGGCGUCUUCGAAACCACGAGAGGACUUGGUUUCAUCGAAUCCAUUCCCUUGCUCGAGAUCAAGGAAAAGCUUAAGUUUCUAUUGCAGCAAGGAGUCGACGUGACUGCCAGAAACAAGAAUGGCGACAACAUUCUACAUCUGAUCGUGAAAAAUUUAGACCAUUGGCGAUGCUCACCGACGUAUUCGGAGCUUUCGUUCGACUUCGAUAACGAUCAUCGUGACAUGGUCAAACAGGUUCUAGAAGUUGAUCAGAGACUUGACGUAAACGUGAGAAAUAACAAAGGCGACAGUCCAAUACGGUUAGCAGUGUCGUCCAUCAGUAGUCAGAUCGUCAAAGUUCUUUUAGAAUACGGUGCCGAUCUGAGCGACAUCCGAUUCGAUUAUCAAUAUGUGAGCUGCUUCAACUACCCGAGGAUUUUACCGGAUUUGGAUGCAGUGCAAAACGUGAUCACCGUGGUCAAGUUACUCGCGAAUAACGAUUGGGAAUUGACAUUGGAAGGCAAUCUCGCAGUAAUGAAAUUUUUGGUACACGACGUUGACGCUUGUCAAUGUCGUAGCCUGUUGGAUGUACUGCAUUUAGGUUCUCUCAAGCACAUCAAUCUCAUUUUGAACAAGAAAAUCGAUGCUUUGACCGACAACUCCGGAACUGAUAAGCAUCAGAUUAUCGUCGAUAUAAACCAAUUUUUUUUAAAGAAAAUGAUAAUUGGCCCGGACAAAGACAUAGACGUUUUGUACAGCCUUAUCAUCGCGUAUCACAAGCUCGCGGUUACAGUGACAGUCGAAGGAGUCGAAUCGCUGCAAUCAAUCAUAUUCGAAAAAGUAAAAAUGCAGCUUACCAAAUUACAGGGUAAUUUUACUGUUCACAGCGUGCUGAUUGAACACCCAGAUAACAUUUAUUUUCUCGUUAGAAACCAUAAUUUUCAGAGUAUUGCAAAGAAUUUUCCGAUUUACGAGAACUUCAUCAAGGGACACGUUGCUAAAGGUUUCAUCAGACAUUACAUCGAGAAUUCAGCUUACGCUUAUCUGGAAAGGCUGUCUUUUGCUUUCAUUCCGUAUACUUGUUGCAAGCGUAUUUUGUAUUAUUCGACAAACGAAGACAUUUUGAAUCUGUGUUUAGCAGCUGUUCUCAGUGAUGUUUAAAUGUUUAAAAAAUUGGAACUUACGAACAUGAAGUAUUUGCUGUUCUAUGAUGUUCAACAUUCUCGAUGUUUAUUUUUACUUUUAUUUUAGGUUUAAAAUACAUUGUUGCCGUUGAGUUGUCUUGUUUAACAAUAAAUAAAAAUCGUUUAUUUCCAAUCCACCAUCGGUGGUCUACAUUCCAUAUUAAAGAACGAAUUCACGUUGUUUUUGGAAAACUUGAUUAAAUUUGUAUCUAUUGUCUAUACAAUACACUAGUGCCUUUAUUAAAAUACUACAAAUUC